AAAAAAAAAAUAAUAAAAAGUAAGAAAGAAAAGUUUGAAUAAAAAUCUCUCCACUCUCGAUCAACGUUUCCGAAACGAAUCUUCGUCGUUUCCAUAUGUUUAAACGUGUGAAAAAGAGCGAAAAAUUAUUUGUAAAUGGAAAAGAAGAAAAACUUCAACCGCUGAAGGAACAAAAAUCAAGAAAAACUUGAUGGAGAGACAGAGGAAAAAAAUGAAAAUAUGAAACUCAGUUUGUCUGUUCAACUCUCAGUAUAGUUUCAGCAUUUGAAUCGACACGACGCUUGCUUUCCAAAAGCAAACUCUCGCUUACGAAAAGAGAUAAAAGAAAAAUCUCAAUUUUUCAUUCACUUCGUUUUUGCUGUGUUGUGAUUAACGACAAAUGAUUGCAAUUGCAGUUAAGUGAGUGAAUGAAUGUGCCAAAGGCAGAUAAUAUAGAAGAAAAAAAACUUUAAUUAAAAAUCUAGUUUUCUGAUAGAAGGAGAAAGAAAAAAAAUGAAAAAUGAAAGUUGAAAUUGUAGAAAAGAAACGCAAAAGUCGCGAUUAGAAUUUAGUUGUUAUUAAGAAAGUUAAGUGUGCGGAAAGAAAGAAAGGAAAAAACUAAUCAUUUGAAAGAAUCGGAUGUGAAAGAAAACAUAUUUAAUUGAUAUGGAAAACAAAACAAAAAAUGCGUAUCGGAAUAAUUUUUUGCAUGAAGUUUCUAAUAACAAUAAUGUGAUCUUGAGCAAGUCAAAGCAGCAACGUUAUCGUUAGAAAAAUAAUCUUGGCUGUAACAUUGGUCAGUCGAGCGCAUAACGUCUCAAUGAUCUUCAGCCUACACCGUGUCAGUGCAAUAUACGUGAAGCAUAGGCCAAUAACUGCUGUUGUUGAGCUUUAUAAUUUGCUAUUAAAUUACACUUGAAAUAAAUCCUACAUCAAUCGUGUUUUAAGACAAAGCAUUACUUCAUGAAAAUAAUACAAAUUAAGAUCCAAAACAAUAAAAAAAAUUAAAAUUGAAAUUGACUUGGCGAAGGUAAAAAUAAAUUUUCUGCAAGAUCCAAAAUAAACACGAGAAGUUGUGUCUUGGACGAGGACAUUGCAUAAAUGUUUAGUGAUUAAAGCAAAUUAAAGUUAGUAAAUACAAAUGUUGUACAUUUUACCGCCACCGAGCGCAAAGCCGCCAUCAGUUUGGGAUUUGAUCAUCAACUUCCAUCGAAAAGGUUGUCAAGACUCGACAAGUAACUCAACAAAUCCAAAGAAGUCGCUAAAGUUCGAUUGUCGAUCUACGAAGAAAUCACAACGGACAUGGUGCAAAACAUCACCAUCCGAGCAGACACAUGAUUCUGGUGGCGGUGGUGUAAGAGACGAAGACAACCAGAGAGUGUGCAAAAGCCUCAACGAAUGCUACUUUGCUGGUAAGGGAACAGCUUUAAUGUUGGGUUCCAAUGAACGUCUUCAACGCGGUGAUGGCCGUCGAUUCAGUCAGAUUUCAAAUGAACUUUCAGCCAGUCAAACAUCAAUCGGUAGUAGCGCCGACAUCCAACAGCAUUUACAGUCCAUGUUUUACUUACUGCGACCGGAGGAAACACUAAAAAUGGCUGUCAAAUUGGAAUCGUUACGCGCAGGCCGCACAAGAUAUCUCGUCGUAGUGUCGCGGCCAGCAGUAAAGCAACCACAACAUUUCACAGCGCCAUGCCAUAUAACCAACAGUCCCACUAAACUUCAACAGUCGACAACCACAGCAACAACAACCACCGAUACAGUUACAUCAUCACAUUUAAACGCCGAGAGUCAUCAGACUAGUAGUAAUAAUAACAGCAGUAUUUCAUUGAAUCCAACAAGUUACUUUAACGAAGCAUCGACUAGCGACGCUUCACGUUCUAGUGCUAAUAUGACCAUAUGUGAUAAUGACUCGAACGAUGACGACAACAACACGAUAUGUCCCGUAACAGAUGAUAAUCAAUGCGAGACGGAAUCAAAUGUUGGCAGCAGUUGCAGUCGAAGCUCAUCAAAUGAAAUUGAAGAGUCAUGUUUGCUUGGUAUUGAUUGUAAUGAGAAGACGACCGUUGGAUUGGUACUUAAAGUCCUUGCUGACACAGCUAUAAGACUUGAUGGUGAUGGCGGCUUCAGUGUAAGCGUUUGUGGCCGCCAGCACAUAUUCAAGCCAGUUUCCGUACAGGCCAUGUGGUCUGCACUUCAAACAUUAUACAAGAUCUCAUCAAAAGCUCAAGAACAGAACUUUUUUGCAGCCGGUCCAUCACACGAAUGGGUUCAGUAUUAUGAGAAUCGUAUCGAAUCAGAUCGUUCCUGUCUUAAUGAGUGGCAUGCGAUGGAUUCACUUGAGAGUCGUCGACCUCCGUCACCAGACACUAUAAGAAACAAACCAACUGAGCGUGACGAAACUGAACGAGUCAUUCGAACAGCUCUAAAGGAAAUCAUGAUGUCUGUCGAUCUCGAUGAAGUCACAUCAAAAUAUAUUCGCGGUCGCUUGGAAGAGCACCUGGAUAUGGAUCUCGGUGAAUUCAAAUCGUUCAUCGACGAAGAGAUGCUCGUGAUUCUCGGUCAAAUGGAUGCACCAACUGAGAUCUUCGAGCAUGUUUAUCUUGGUUCCGAAUGGAAUGCAAGCAAUUUAGAAGAAUUACAAAGAAACGGUGUUCGUCAUAUUCUCAAUGUGACACGUGAAAUUGAUAAUUUCUUUCCCGGAAUGUUUGAUUAUUUUAACGUUCGUGUUUAUGAUGAUGAGAAAACCGAUUUGCUCAAACACUGGGACAAUACAUUUAAAUAUAUUUCUCGUGCCAAAAUGGAAGGAUCAAAGGUGCUUGUACAUUGUAAAAUGGGCAUAAGUCGUUCUGCUUCAGUUGUCAUUGCAUAUGCAAUGAAAGCUUAUGACUGGGACUUUGAUCAAGCAAUUAAACAUGUGAAAGAGAAGAGAAAUUGUAUAAAGCCGAAUAAGAAUUUUGUGUCGCAACUUGAGACAUAUCAAGGCAUCCUCGACGCCAUGAAGAACAAAGAGAAGUUACAGAGAAGUAAAAGUGAGACGAAUUUAAAAAGUGAAAAUGCCAAAGAGGGAAAACUUCUACCAGGCAGUGAGCCAACGCCGCUUAUACAAGCUCUCGAACGGAAUAAAAACUCGACAUAUCCAUCGAGUAAGAAAGAAGCUUCAUAUUUAAAGCGAAUUAGUCAACGACCAAGCAGCUCACCUGACAUUUCAAAGUCAUCGAGUGAAGCAACAUCCAUUGCAAAGCCAAUCUCGUUGUCACUCGAGACACUUGUCACUGUUGAUGCAACACAAGAACAACACACGAGCGCAUCAGAAACGACAAAUCUUCGUUGGCCAUGCCAUCAUGGACAUUAUUCCAUCUCACAAAAUCAAAUCAUUUAUCUUGAAAAUGAACAUAGCAAUCCACAAGAAAUAGAAACAACAAUUGAUGCGUCAAUUGUAGCACCGCUGGUACGAAGCAUUAUAACAGAACUUGAACAACAUCAAGAGAAGUUAAGAGAAGAGAAAUUAAAGAGUGAAAAUAAAGAGAAUAAAGAAUCGUGGGAUCCAGGUGAAGGAAAGCAAGAACAGAAGCAACAAGUUUACACAUGUUCAGCUGAAAUAAUUCGACAAGAUUCCUUUAACACUCCAAUACAGAUAACAAAGUCGCCGAGUGGAAAAAACGACACGUUUAGUAAGCAAGUUGAUCGUGUUUUUGAUCGUGAAGAGAAACACCGUUUAGAUCCACAAUUUGUGUCAAGACAAAGUUCAUGGAGCAGCGUCGAUUCAGCUUGCAUCAUUGGUGAUCUUCCUUCACGUAACUCAUCAUGGGGUUCCGGUGACAAUAAUCGCACACUGCCAUCACGUAAUUCAUCAUGGGGAUCAUACGAUACAAAGAUGCAACAAACUGUUCUCGCUGAAGAUGUUGUGAUGGGACAAAGUGGAAUCUUUCCUUAUGAGAAAGACGAAAUUCCUUGGCAUCCUGGCACAGUGAAGCGUACAAAACAGAAGAUUGAAGAGAAGCAAGUACCCAUCAUGCGAUCUGCAUCGGGUCCAUCUUAUCAAGCAACAUCAACAACAUCAUUAUCAACAAUCGAUGCCAAAAACAAUAAUAACAAUAAUAAAAUUUUAUGUGAUAUUAAGAAAUCAUUACUAAUAGACAACUUAACAAAUCGCACUGGAAAAGGAUCAUCAUCACCAAAGCAACCACAAAAGUUUGCUAAACUUCAGCAAUCAUCAUCGGUGUCAUCAGCUGCUAUAAAAGGCAACAAUAAAAGUGGAAAUAUGAGAUGUCGAAGUGAAGAAUAUUUAUCGGCACAGCGUGCAAUUCGAAUGGCUUCAUCAGUUGGUGGUAAUGAUAACAAUAAUAACAAUGCUCAACAAUUAUCAGCAUCAGCGCCGGAAACAUUUUGUUUAAGCUUUAUGAGUGAUCACGAUGAUGUUCCCACGACAAAAACAUCAACGUUAAAGCUUCAACAACGACGACAGCAAUUUAAAAAGCCGGGAACAUAUACGACGGAUGAUUCAUGUGACAAGAAAUUAAAACGUGGUGACAAUCAGCAGGGAAUUGGAAAAGUUAAAAAUUUGAAGAUGAAUUUUGAGGCCAAAGCGAACAAUACAAAAUUAAUUGCAGCUACGACUGGUGCUGCCACUAGUGGUGGGAAUAAAAAGAAUUGCCAUUCAUUGCCAUCAUCACCAAUCGCCAUUCAUAUUGACGUGUCUUCUGCCAGCAGUGAUGGCUUUCCCAGUGCAAAUACCGAAGAUAUUAAAACACUUAUCGAUCGCUACGAUGGUGUCGCAAAAAUGCGAAAUAUUUUAUCACCAAAUAUUCGUCAGCGUCCCAAAUCACUCUUCGAAACAAAGUUUAAUGUGAAGAGUUAUCAAUCAAAGCCAUCACUUAUAACACAUCAGACGAUUUUACAGAAAAGCGAUGAUUAUAAGCGACUCCCGCCGAUUCCAUCACAACAACAGCCGACUGUGAAGAAUGCAUUAAUGACGAGUAAUCAGAAUAUGAAGAAUGUUGGAAAUUGCCGAAAAAAUAUUCAACAACAUGGAAAAACUCAUCCGUUGACAAAGUUGAUUAUAAUGAAUGAAAAUAAGAUCGAAGAUAUAAAUGAAGUAAUGAAAAUAUCUGAAGUGAAAAUUUCAGAGGAAAAUCCUGAAAAAUGUAGUGGAAAACGAGAAGAUUAUUUAGAUUGGGAAGAGUAUUUUAUGGGAAUAGCUUUUCUUGCUGCACAAAGAAGUAAAGAUCCGGUAACUCAAGUUGGAGCCUGCAUUGUCAACGAGGAAAAGAAAAUUGUUGCAAUUGGUUACAACGGGUUUCCUAUGAAUUGUGCUGAUGAUAUUUUUCCCUGGACAAAACAUUCAUCUGAUCCACUUGAAAAUAAAUACAUGUACGUGUGCCAUGCUGAGUCUACAAUGGAUUUAAAGCUGUUUGCUUUUAUUUUUCUGGUCGUAUCAGGAGUGAAAAGUGAUGAAGAUGCACAGAACGAAGUAGACACGACAAUAGUGCUUACCGACAGUAAUUUCGAAGAUGUUCUUAAGACAAAUAACUUUUUUGUGAUGUUCUUCGCUCCAUGGUGUGGACACUGCACGCGACUUAAGCCAACAUGGAGCCAAUUAGCUGAGAUGUUAAACACCCAAGAAGAAAGUCGCGUACGAAUUGCUAGAGUUGAUUGUACAGAGCACCAAAAGACUUGUUCAGACAACGAUGUUACCUCAUAUCCAACAUUGAAAUUCUUUAAAACUGGUGAAGAGCCUGUAAAGUAUCGUUCAACCAGAGAUUUGCCAUCACUCACUGAAUUUAUUAAUCAACAAUUGGACACCUUGUCAUCAGAUGAGGAAGAUGAUUCCGAAGAAGCAAUUGAAGUUCCUGGACCAUUGAAGGGUCUUGUCGUACUCACUGAUAAGAAUUUCGCUGCUCAGACUGCAAAUGGAAACUGGUUCAUUAAAUUUUAUGCUCCGUGGUGUGGUCAUUGCCAGAAAUUAGCUCCAACAUUUGAAGAACUUGCUCGUUCAGUUGAACAUGACACGACUGUGACAAUUGCGAAGAUCGAUUGUACUGAAUAUCGACCAAUUUGUAAGGAUUACGAUGUUAAAGGCUACCCAACACUUCUCUGGUUUGAGAAUGGAAAGAAAGUUGACAAGUACACUGGUCCACGAUCUCUUCAAGAUUUGAAAGCUUAUGUCGAACAGCGUUCAUCAGGAGAAGGUGGUGAGAAGGAAGCAGAAAAGGUUGAAGUGAAAGAAGAUGGUGAAGGUGCUGCAGUUCUUCAAUUAACUCUUGACAGUUUCAAACAAAGUAUUGAAAGUGGCGUAACAUUUGUUAAGUUCUUUGCACCUUGGUGCGGUCAUUGCAAACGUUUAGCGCCAACGUGGCAACAACUGGCUGAGAAAUUUGUUGGAGAUGCUGACGUAAAGAUUGCCAAAGUCGAUUGUACAUUACAAGAUAAUCGUGAAUUAUGUAGUGAGCAAGAUGUCAAUGGUUUUCCAACACUUUACAUCUACAAGAAUGGCGAUAAAGUCACUGAAUAUAAUGGAAGUCGAUCAUUAGACGAUCUUCAUAACUUCGUCAAAUCUCACAUUAGUGAAAAGGCUCGCGAUGAAUUAGCCUUUGCAGCUUUAAAUGAAUUUAAAUCAGAUCGUGGGGAUGUACUUCCUGAAGGACAAAUCAUUAUUUUAUAUCUGGGAUCGUCAGAUUGUACGGCAAGCGAUAAAUAUAUUUCGGAGUUUAAAAUAGCAGCAUACCGAUGCAAGAAGCUUGGUGCUUCUUUUUAUAAAGUUGAUUGCGAUCAUCAUGGUAAUAAAAAGUUCUGUCAUAAAUGGAUCCAACCACCACGAAGUUAUCCAAGAACUGUUGCUGUGAGAGAUAAUGCAAUUUUAGAGUUGCUUCCUGGUCGUCGUGAAAGGGUUGCCAAAUUGAUUAAAUGGGUUAAAGAAGUUACCGAUAAAUACAGUUCUAACGGAGUCAAGAAAAUGUUUUCAUCUUCAAAAAGAAAAAGCUCAAGACGACCUACUUUCUUACCACAGAGGGGUUCAAAAUCGAAAUCAAAUGACGAUAGAGGACGUGUCAGUGUUAAUGCAACGUUCAUAAUGAUUAUGAAAGUUUUAUUUGUUUUCGCCGCACUAAUUUUGACAGUGUCUGAAGUUUUACAGGAAAUCAGAACGGUUCGUGGAGAUACGAUUCCUGAUGACGAACUCGCCAUUGUAUAUCUGGGAUUGGAUGCUUGUACAACUAGCGUGAAAUAUCUGUCAGAAUUCACAGCAGCGGAUUAUAAUUGCAGAAAAUACGAUGCACGUUUUUAUUUUGUCAUUUGCGACAAAUUUGAAAAUAGAGCUUUCUGCCAUCGUUGGAUAAAAAAACCAAGAAGUUAUCCAAGAACUAUUGCCAUUAAAGGUGCUGCUUUGUUAAGUGAGCUUCCUGGACGUGUCAGUGUUAAUACAACGUUCAUAAUGGUUAUGAAAGUUUUAUUUGUUUUCGCCGCACUAAUUUUGACAGUGUCUGCAAUUUUACAGGAAAUCAGAACGAAUCGUGGAGAUUCGAUUCCUGAAGACGAACUCGCCAUUGUAUAUUUUGGAUUGAAAGAAUGUACAAUGAGCAAGAAAUACCUGGCAGAACUCUCAACUGGGGAGUAUCAAUGCAGAUCAUUCCCUGCAACUUUUUAUUUUGUUAUUUGUGAUGAAUUUGAAAAUAAAGAUUUCUGCCAUCGUUGGAUGCCACAACCAAGAAAAUAUCCAAGAACUAUAGCUAUUAGAGGUGCUGCUUUGUUAAGUGAGCUUGGUGGUAAACGUGCACGCGCUGCUGCACUAAAAACAUGGGUUAAAAAGGUUGUUGAUGAAUUCGGUCCUUCUACACCUGUUGCUCAACCUCAACCUGAGCCUGAACCUGUCGCUCCAAUGUUUUUGAAAACUUUGUUACUGUUGGCAUUUUUAAUAACUCUCGUCAAAUCAGUAAACGGACGUCCUAAUUCAGCAGAUGAUGGAAGCGAUUACGUGUCACAACCUUUAACCAAAUCUAACUAUGAAAAAGUGUUACAGGAAAAUGAAAAUGUUUUCGUUAAGUUUUUCACUUAUUGGUGCUACUACAGUAAGCAGGUUUUCGAUACAUGGGAGGAUCUUGGUGAACAUUACACAAACAGCAAAGAUGUUAAAAUAGCAGAGAUCGAUUGUGAAAACCAGAAACCACUCUGCAAAUUAUACAAAGUCCGAAAUUAUCCCUCAUUUUUAAUGUUCAAGAAUGGAGUGAAAAAGAGAAAAAUUAAAAUAUAUUUAGUUGUCAUGAGAAACACAAAUGUUUUAGCUGCUUUCGUCUUGUUUGUGUCGUGUCAGGCACAAAAAUCAGUUGUAGAAUUAAAUUCAGAAAACUAUCUGAAUUAUGUUUCUGAUGAAUCGGGAUGUUUAUUUGUAAGAUUUUAUGCGACUUGGUGCCGUGACUGUAGUUCGUUUACACACAAAUGGGAGGAAGUUGGUUCUGCCCUUUAUGACUAUAAUUGUGUGAUAGCAGAUUUUGAUUGCGCUCUAUAUAGUGAUAUUUGUGAUUUGUUUGAAAUCAAAAACUAUCCGACAUACAUGUACAUGGAAUCUGGAGUUGAAAUGCUUCGCUUCAAGAAGGCAAAGCCAGACCGAAUGAUUGCAUUUGGAAAAAGAAUGUUUUCGAAUCGAAAAAAGCGGGAAGUUGUUGAGGAGGCUGUUAAAGAGAUAUUUACUGACAAUAUUAUCGAAAUCUUUGGCAGUAACUUCAAGACAAUAAUUUCCAAAAAUUUAACUCUGGUAAUCUUUUGUGUUCCUUGGUGUCAACAUUGCAAAAAAGAACUCGAAGCGAUAGAGGAAGUUAGCAAAAUAUUUGCUAAAGAUAAGAAGGUCAAAAUUCGUAAAUUGGAUUGUCACAAGGAAGAAAACUUAGACACGUGCUAUGCAGAACUUGACAAUGGUGUUCCGACUAUUGCCGUCUUUAAAAAUGGAAAGAGAAUUUUAAAAGAUUUUAGUGGGUCCACUGUUAAAGAUUGUGAAUUAUGUUUAGUAUCUGUGACGACAUUGUCAUGUGCCAUUUAUUGUUUCUUAAUAAUUUUCUACCGAACUGAAGUGUUUGGAAAAACAUUCAAACAAUUCUGUUAUUGCCAUGCUCGUUACUCUCACGUAGAUGAAGCUUCAUUUCAAUACGAUCAUUCGUCAUUAUCUCAUCAAAUAUUCAACAAGUGUUUUGUUUUCAGUAAAAAGAGUAAAAUGUCAUCAAGACUAGUUUAUCAGCUAAUAAUUUUUCUUAUUCUGCUGCACAAAUCGAAUGCAACUUCCGAUCACUCAAUUCAAUUAAACGAUGAUAAUUUCGAAAAGGAAUUGAAAGAUUUUAAUUACUACGUGAUAUUUGUUAAAGAAAAUGGAAAAUCUUUGCAUUAUUUUCUAUCAUUCUGGAGUAAGAUUGCAAAUCUUUACAACUCGGACAACAACAGCACCUUAAGAAUUGGAAAGGUUGACUGUGAAACCAGCAGAAAACUUUGCGAGGAUCAGAAUAUUGAUGACAUUUUAAUAUUGAAGUUCUUUGGUAAGGAAGGCGAUGACUUUGAGUGGAAGCCUAUCUACGAUUUCCUGGUUGAAAGAGUAGAUAAAAACGUCUUGAAUGCAAGAAAACAGAAAGAAAUUCUUACAAAAUUAGACAAAGGAACGAUGCUUGUGAAUUUCUUUGUUCCAACUUGCAAACAUUCUAAAGCUAUGGCUGAAGAUUGGAAACGUCUGGAAAAUGCAUAUAAAGACGAUAAAUUCAUUUCCGUCAUGAGUAUUGAUUGCAACAAAAAUUCUUGGGUUUGCGACAAUUAUGACAUCACAAGAUAUCCAACAAUACUCUCGUUGAUGGAUGGCAACAAACUUAACAAGUACGCAGGUUCUCGAUCCUUUGAAGAUUUUAGUAAUUAUAUUGAAAAUGUCUUAAAGAAAGUUUUAGAAUUGGAAGACUUUUUAUCAUUUUGGAACAAGAUAUCAAAUCUUUAUACAAAUCCCGAUGAGACGAUCCGAUUAGGGAAAGUUCUUUGCAGUGAAAAUGAAAAGCUUUGUCAAGACAAUAACGUAAAAAAUAUUCUUGAAUUGAGAUAUUUCCCUCGUCCCAAUGAUAAUUUUGACUCGAAGCCAAUCUUUGAUUUCCUUACUGAAACUAUUGAUAAAACUUUAAAGAAAAUUCAAGAAAGGAAAGCUUUGGAUGAAAAAAUAAAUAAAGGAAAUGCUUUUGUUAAAUUUACCUUCCCUAAUUGCCCAUACUGCAAAGACGCUACGAUUGUCUGGGGUGAACUAGAGAAAGCACAUAAGAAUGAUGAUCGAUUCUCACUUCUCAGUGUGUGUUGCAAAACGUACCCAGCAAUUUGUGAUCGCUUUGGUGUGAAAAAAUAUCCGAUCGUUCAAUACAUAAAAGAUGGAAACAAAAUGCAACAAUUUAAGGGAUCGAAAACUUUAGAAAAUUUAGAAAAGUUCUUCUCAGAUAAUCUUCCAAAACCAGAAACGACAACUACAAAAGCUCCAACAACUACAGCUAAACCAGCAGAUAAAGUUAAGCCAAUUGAACUUACAGCUGAAACCUUUCACGAUGUUUUAAGCACAGACUACACUUAUGUGCUUUACUUUUUGAGGAAAUGCAAGUAUUGUAAAGGAUAUCCCGAACUUUGGCAAAGCCUUGCUGAACAUUAUGCUGGAAACGAUAAGAUUAAGAUUGCCACUGUUAAUUGCGAUCGACAGACAAGAACAUGCAUCGAAAAUUCAAAAGGAUGUCCAACACUCAGCUUAUAUCACAAUGGAGAAAGAAUAAUGAAAGAUUAUUAUCGAGAUAAUUCUUUGAAAGGUUUGAUUGAUCUUCUUGAUGCUCACACAACGGGUGGUGAACAUAUUAAAGUUUUUUUUCUUAGUUUAAUAAUGCUGAUCGAUUACGUUGCAAGAAAUAUGAGAACGAAGAAAUUGGCCAGUUUAUGUUUAAUUGUUGUGACAUGUUUGUCGAUAUUUCUUCUGAUUUAUUCUCUUACUUCCGAUAUGGAUGCAAGAGAUCAUCAAAUCAUAUCAAGUGAAGACAACUUUCGUGAACUAAUCAACACUGACAACUCAUUUUUGUUGUUUUAUCUUCGAAGUGAUGGUGAUCAGCCCGAUCUUCUCAACACAUGGAAAAAGCUCGCCAAUACAGUUAAGGUCGAUUACAAAGGCAUUCACGUGGCAAAAUUUGAUUGUUCAGUUUAUCGUCCCAUAUGUGAAGGCAUUGGCGCUGGGCCUAAUUUUCCAUCAAUUGUAUGGAUGCAACAUGGAAAGAUUGUCAGCCGUUACGAAGGCUACCUUGAACUUGAAAGCUUGAAAACAUUCGUCUUUGACAUGUCACGAUCACUUGACGCGGAUGCGAAGAAUUCCAAUGAAAGUGAUGGCAAGAAUUAUGAAGGUGAUGUCAAAAUUAGUGAUGAAAUAGAUGACGAGGGAGGUGCAAUAGAAGAACCAGUUGAAAAGAAAGAUGAAAUGGAUGUCGAUUUGAAUCCACCUGGCUUUGCUGUUCCAAUUGAUCAGCCAGUUAUCAUUGACGAAGGAAAGAACGAUUCAAGCAAAUCAUCUGGUGAAAGUGAAAAUGAAUCAAAAGAAAAUAAUCAACAAGUUGUGAUUGAUAAAGCCAGCAGUAAAGACAAAUCAACUAAGACAUCAUCAAGUCAAACUGGAGAAAAGAAAUCAGAUAAUAACGCUAAAGAAGAAAUUGAUAACAAAACAACAAAGUCAAGUUCAGAAGAAGACCAACAAAACCCCAAAGAGGCAGAUGAUGAAGAAGAAAAGCCACAAUUAGUAAAAGAAGAAGAAAAAGUUGAAGUGGAAAAGGAAAAAGUCGAAGAAGAAAAAGUUGAAGUGGAAAAGGUAAAAGUAGAAGAAGAAAAAGUGGAAGAGGAAAAGGAAAAAGUAGACGAAGCAAAACCAAGAAGAACUUACCAAAGGAGGCAACCAAAUCGAGUGCCUUUACCAGACGAAAUGUUUAAGACAAGGGACGGAAGAGUUAUGAAAGUUGUUAAAGGAAGUCGAACGACAUUCUUCAAGGAAAAAAAUAAAGACAAUUUCAUAUUGCCACACGUGGAUGAAGAUCAAGAUGUGAAAGUUGCUGAUGAAGAUGAUGCAAGCACAGAAUUCAAUCCACCAAGAAGAGAGAAAACCGAAAAAACUAUCGUCAUUGGUGGUGAUGAUCAAGUUGAAGAAGAUUUUGAUUCUUCAGAACUUUUGAAGCCUAGAGAACCUAACAUUGUCGACAUUGGAGCAAUGAUGGCUGAAAAGCCAAAGAAAACUAAGCAUUCAGAGGAACUUGAAGAAAAACUUAAUUUAAAAGUUAAACUUUCAGAAAAGAAAAAAAUCAAUCAAUUCGGUUUCAUGGAAUUGUCAUCAGAAAAUUUCACAACAUCUUUGAAUCCAUUUGGUCUGACACUUGUCAUGAUGUACAAACCAAAUUCGGAAAAAUCUGAUACGUUGCGUGAGGUUCUGAAAGAUCUGGCGACUAAGAAUAAAGACAUGCAUAUAAGAGUAGCAGAAAUUGACUGCGAAAGUAAUGAAGAUUUCUGUACCGAACACGCCAUCACUGUAUUCCCGACAUUGAAUUUGUACAGAAGAAAAGGUGUCAUCGUUCAUGAUUUUCCCGGAAGAACUUAUAAAGAAAUUGAAGAUUUAAUGCUAAAUAAUAUGAAACCUGGUGGUAUUAGAAGUUUUAAGACACCUCAAAACAUCCAAGGUAAAUUUCCAGUGCAAGAAAAUGACAGCGACGAAAAGGAAAAUCUUCCUAAUCCAAAUGCUAAUGAAAAGAUUGCUCAAGUUAUUGAUGCCGGCGAUGAUAAUUUAGAUGAAGGUGGAAAACUAAAGGAAAUUCUCCCUUCUGAUGACAAGGAAAUUGUCCAAGUUGAUGACGAAGUUGAUUUGGAUAAGAAGGAAGAAUUAAAGGAAGGUAAUGCUGACGAUGAUGACGAUUUAGAUAAGAAUGGAAAGCCAAAGGAAAUUCUUCCUUCUGAUGACAAGGAAAUUGUCCAAGUUGAUGAAGAAGAUGAUUUGGAUAAGAAGGAAGAAUUAAAGGAAGGUAAUGCUGAUGAUGAUGACGAUUUAGAUGAGAAUGGAAUGCCAAAGGAAAAUCUCGUUGAGGAAAACAUUGAUUUGGAAGAAAACGCAGAUCCAAAGUUGAAAGAUGUUCAACUCGAUGAUCUGGCUUUAUAA
This is a messenger RNA of Clunio marinus, 13141 nucleotides long. NCBI's taxonomy places the organism in Eukaryota, Metazoa, Arthropoda, Insecta, Diptera, Chironomidae. The record is from the annotation of a GenBank genome assembly.